Messenger RNA from Lodderomyces orthopsilosis Co 90-125, 1206 nucleotides. RefSeq lists its product as uncharacterized. The coding region runs from base 1 to 1206 and encodes 401 amino acids. The record is from RefSeq and is a predicted model, not a curated record. Gene Ontology annotation, molecular function: protein kinase activity; ATP binding. The transcript has a single exon. Gene Ontology annotation, biological process: protein phosphorylation. NCBI's taxonomy places the organism in Eukaryota, Fungi, Ascomycota, Pichiomycetes, Serinales, Debaryomycetaceae.
AUGUCUGCUCCUGAAUUAACUGAUAUUCGUUCACCAAUCAACUUGGACAAUCUUCGCACGUACUUAUCCAAAGUAUCUUCAUCUUCACCCAACACCCACAUUGGAUCAGUCGCCCAAAUCCCUCGCGACUUCGCCACGGUAAAACAAUUCACUUUUGGUCAAUCAAACCCUACAUACUACUUGGAAGAUUCUUCGGGUCACAAAUUCGUCUUGAGAAGGAAGCCAAGUCCUAAUGCCAAAUUAAUUUCCAAACUGGCUCAUGCUGUUGAACGUGAAUUUUUUAUCUUGAAUGGAAUAAACACAUUGAAUCAAACUUCGCAAUUGAAAGUGCCUGUGCCUAGAGUUCAUUUAUUGUGUGAGGAUGAAAGUGUCAUUGGAUACGUGUUUUAUGUUAUGGAUUAUGUUAAUGGAAUCCAAAUUAAAAAUCCAGAGAUUCCUGGUGCUUCAGCGCAGGAAAGAGAUGAGUAUUGGAAAAGUAUAAUCACCACUAUUGCAGCUAUCCAUACAUUGGAUUGUGAGAAAUUGAUUAGUUUGUUACCACUGCAACAUUUCCCUCAAUUUCAAAAUAUCGCCAAACUCAAACUGUCUAGUUAUUUCCAACGACAAAUCAAGACUUUAACUGGUAUUCACAACUUGCAAUCAAAACACGUUGAUCCAAUUCCCGACUUUGAUAAAAUUACUCAAUGGAUCUUGACUCAUGGUCCCAAAGAUCCCGCCAAAUUAACAUUAAUUCAUGGAGAUUUAAAAAUCGAUAAUCUUUUAUUCAACCCCACCACAAAACAAGUUUGUGGGGUAUUAGAUUGGGAAUUAUGUACCAUUGGCCAUCCAUUAUUUGAUCUAUCUAAUUUCUUACAACCAUUUGAAUUCCCCAAUGUAUUAAACACAAUGAUGACGCAUCCAAACAAGACAGAAAUGGGUAAAGAAAAUCCUGAAUCACAGGAAUUUUUGUAUAAACAAUUGACCAACUAUUCUAAGUUGGUAACUUGGGAUCCUGAGGAUCCAAGUAAUGAUCCUACAAAAUUGUGGAUUUUGGGUCAUGUGUUUGGAUUGUUGAGAUUAAGUGUUAUUUCUCAAGGUAUCGCUAUGAGAUUGAAGAUGGGUAAUGCGUCAAGUGCCAAUGCUUCGGCUUUCGCAGGUAUGUACCCUAUCCUUAGUGAAAUGGCAGCUGAAUAUAUUGAUGAAGAAGAAGAAAAAGCUAAGAAGUAA